Messenger RNA from Eutrema salsugineum, 1158 nucleotides. RefSeq names its product probable pectinesterase 56. Lineage: Eukaryota; Viridiplantae; Streptophyta; Magnoliopsida; Brassicales; Brassicaceae. Gene Ontology annotation, biological process: cell wall modification. The transcript has 3 exons. Gene Ontology annotation, molecular function: pectinesterase activity; pectinesterase inhibitor activity. The record is from RefSeq and is a predicted model, not a curated record. The coding region runs from base 1 to 1158 and encodes 385 amino acids.
AUGGAGUAUCAUACAAAAAUCUCUUUUUUCUUUCUGCUUCUAGCCUUCUCAUCUUGCCUCGUCAUCUCUUUCACGGAUCAAGAAGGCGAGAUUGUUCUUCCAUCAUCAACCUCCAUGCUGAAGAUGGUGGUCGAUGACUUCCCUACUUGGCUAAGCGAUGUGGACAAGAAGCUGCUUCUAGACUCCACUUCAGAGCUCAAGAAAAACGCCGACGUUAUCGUUGCCAAGGAUGGAACUGGAAAGUUCAAGACCGUGAAGGAGGCGGUUGCGGCUGCGCCGGAGAACAGCAAAACGCGAUACGUGAUUUACGUGAAGCUAGGCAUCUACGAUGAAGUCGUUAAUAUUACCAAGGAGAAAACGAAUCUAACCAUCGUAGGAGACGGCAGGGACUCUACAGUUCUCACCGGAAGUUUAAACGCCAAAGAUGGUUACACCACCUUGGCUUCUGCAACUCUUGCCGUUGAUGCAAUAGGGUUUCUCGCACAAGAUCUUUGCAUCCGGAAUACGGCCGGUCCGGCCAAGGGUCAAGCCGUGGCUCUUCGUGUGAGCGCUGAUUUGGUGGUUAUACACAGGUGCCGUAUUGAGGCGUUUCAAGACACACUCUACGCGUAUAAAUAUCGGCAGUAUUACCGUGAAUGCUACAUAACCGGGACCGUAGAUUUCAUCUGCGGAGACGCAACGGCUGUGUUCCAAUACUGUCAAAUCGAGGCAAGAAACCCGCAUGGAGGAUUGGUCAACGUUAUAACAGCGCAGUCAUGGAACAACAUGACCGAGGAGAGCACGGGAUUUGUGAUCCAAAAGUGCAAUAUCACUGCAACUCAAGAUCUCCUUCCGAUAAAAAGAAAGGUAAAGACGUAUUUAGGACGUCCCUGGGGUAUAUUAUCAAGGGUGGUUAUUAUGGAGUCGUUCAUAGACGAUUUAAUCGCACCAGAGGGUUAUACUCCAAUGAACAGCAGCGAUGUUAAACGUCUCUCCACCUUGUUUUACCGGGAAUACAAAAACACAGGACCAGGAGCCGAUACAAGCAAACGGGUCAAGUGGAAGGGAUUUAAAGUGAUUACUGAUCCCAAAGAAGUGGAGAUGUUCACGGUGGGAGAAUUUAUACAAGGAGAUUUGUGGAUUAACUCCACUGGAGUACCUUACGACGUUGGUCUUUGA